Molecule: messenger RNA, 906 nt
Organism: Hyalella azteca
Lineage: Eukaryota; Metazoa; Arthropoda; Malacostraca; Amphipoda; Hyalellidae
Exons: 4
Coding region: 17-874 (285 amino acids)
Source: RefSeq, a predicted model, not a curated record
UUAAAUUCAGUCUAUCAUGCUGAAGAUGUCCGUGAGAGCCACAGUAGUGGCUGUGAGCCUCAUGUUUCUUCUUGACUUCUGCGCAUCAACUGAAAACAUCCCACGAAAAUGGGCAGCUUUCUCGGCAAAUAUCACAAGUUUGAGCCGCUACAACGUCUCUGAUGUUGACGUUAAAGCGGAGAUUCUGUGUAGUAUUUUGGCAACUAAAGACGGAAAGGCGAACCUCUUCUGCUUCGGACCAAAAAGCUGUGUUUUCGGACAUGUUUACCUACCAGACGUUGAAGGAGAGCAAACCCCAGGUUACAACUGCUACUAUUCCGAAGUUUGCCUUCGCGACAACGAAACUGUCCACGAAGGAGAAAAGAUACCUGACACUUUCUGCCCCAACCUCAACCUGACUUGCACCAAGCGUGGCUUGGUCAACCUAGCUAAUGGUGUACCACCGCUGACAAGCUGCACUCCGCCCUUCGUGCAACACCCGUUCGGCUGCAUGUACUUCAACCAGACACACAUGACGCUCUGCGAUGCGAAGGCUUACUGCCAGUCUCUUGGGGCGCAGGUGGCUUCACCCACGACACAUGACAAAUACCUCGCCCUGAUGACCUACCUUAAUGCGAAUUACGGAUCAUCGUCCCAAGGAAUGUUCUGGUUAGGUGUUUACUACAUCAACGGGAACUGGAGCUAUGAAUCGAACGGUCGCUGGCCCGGACCUGACGGUCAGUACGAGUGGCUCUACAACCAACCCAACUACGGCAAUGGCAGGGACUGCGUUUAUACCAGCUAUCAGGAGGGUUCCUCUUUCUUUGCGUUAGUCAACUACUACUGCGACUACGGAUUAGCAGUCAUCUGUCAUGCAUGGAACCUAGAGAUCUAGGUCAUCUGUCAUGCCUGGAACCUAGAGAUCUA